UGGUUAAACGACUAAAAUAAGUGGUUGCUCAUGUAGGCGUAGCUCUGCUCCAAUACGAGGUAUUUCAGAUUUGGUUGCAUUUAAAUCUUUCACUGUCAUUGAUAAGGUGAUAGGCUGCUGAGGUUUUAGAUUUCUGAUUUCAUUAAUAUCUUGAAAAUAUGCUAUUGAAAUAUAGUUGUCUGUUUGUGUGGUAAUAAUUAGUACUUAUUUGGUACGAUUUCGCUCUCAUCAUGUUUCUGGAUGGCUUUAAACUAAUAAAGAGGCAUACAGUUCACCCGUCAUCUUCGGGAACAAUCCAGCUGUCAAAGGCUCCAACAGCGAAAGCUUAUGGCUCGUGGUGCACUCCUGAUGCAACCCCAACACACUCCGCAUUGACACAAACCAAUUCUAAUAUUGAAAAUAAAACUCAAAUCCAAGAUAAUGCAAAGCAAAAUACGUCGAAAGGGAUCAUUCUACAGUUGCAAAAAGUACGUCUGUUUUCAUCCAGCCCAUCGCCUACAUAUAAAAGAUCCGCUGAAGUUAAAGAAAUAGAAACCGAACUAAAGGACUUUAAAGAGCCAAAGUCAAGGGACACCUUUAUUAAAAGAUCUACGCCUACCAAAGAGAAAAUUGUACCAGAGAUAGAAACUCCUCAAAGCCCGGUGCCGUCGUCUCCAUCAAGAGAAAAAAAAUGCAAGGGCUUCUUUCAUAUGCCGUCUUUCUGCGAUCCAUUUACACCCGUCGAUCCUCAGGGCCGUGGCUAUAUAAGCUGGCUGCUCCUAGUUACGUUCUGCUAGUGUAUCGCGCUCCGGGCUACGUUCCCUUAUCAAACUCCAAAGAACACGCCAUAUUGGAUGGUAGCCGACUAUCUAUGCGAUAUCAUAUAUCUCAUAGAUGUGGCCUUCGUGAAGCCAAGGCUCAUGUUCUUGCACGAAGGCUUCUGGGUGAACGAUUCAGGCGAAACGAGGAAGAAUUAUAGGAAGAAGCUGCAAUACAAAUUCGACGUCAUAUCGUUGCUACCACUCGAUUUAUUAUACAUCUACUUCGGAACUCAUAAAGUUAUUCUACGAUUCCCGAGGAUGUUGAAGCUACAGACGUUCUGGGAGUUCCACCAGGCUAUGGACAGAGUUCUAUCAUCUCCCUACGUGGUUAGGAUCGGUAAAACAUUAUUCUACAUCUUUUACCUGAUCCAUUUGAACGCUUGCGCCUAUUACGCCAUGAGUGACUAUAUAGGUCUCGGCUCCAACGGAUGGGUGUACGAUAAUGAUGGCAACGCUUACAUCCGCUGCUUCUAUUUUGCAACAAAAACAGCCACUUCGAUAGGCAAGAACCCUAAACCCGAGAACACUAUUGAGUACCUCUUCAUGACUGCAGCGUGGUUGAUGGGUGUUUUUGUGUUCGCGUUGCUAAUUGGCCAAAUAAGAGAUAUUAUUGCCACAGCCACUAGGGCAAGGGCUGAAUAUCGUAAGUCAGUGGAUGGAUGUGUCCGUUACCUGCGUCGACUUAACAUGCCAGCCUCGCUGCAGCGCCGCGUUACCUGCUGGUUCAACUAUACCUGGAGCCAGCAGAGGUGCUUUGAUGAAUCUAAGAUUUUGAAUUCACUCCCCUACAAUAUGAAACGGGAUGUGGCACUAGCUGUACAUAUGUCGACAUUAAGCAAGGUGCAAUUGUUCAGGGACUGUUCUUCGUCGCUACUUCGUGACCUUGUGCUGCAACUGCGACCGGUGUCAUUCCUGCCCGCCGACGUGGUAGUGCGCCGCGGGGACGUCGGUCACCACAUGUACAUUAUUAAGUCCGGAGAAUGUUUCGUAAUGUCUGUGGACGAGACUGAAGUACUGGCCACCCUGAGGGAGGGAUCAGUAUUCGGCGAGAUCAGCUUACUCGGAAUUGAUGGCCUACGACGGAGGACUGCUACCGUCAGGUCCCGUGGCUACUCAAACCUCUUCGCCUUAUCUCGCAAUGAUCUAAACGCAGCGCUGAAACACCAUAAGGAAGCUGCUCAAGUAUUACGAUUGCGAGCCGAUCAGAUAAUAAGGGAGAACGCAGCGAGGCAAGCCAAGCAACGGCUGGUAGCGGAGAGCAGGAGAUCAGUCAGCGGACACUCCGAGACGAGUGCUAGUCGCCGUCGUCCGUCGGGCGCUAGCGACGGCAGUGGUCGCCCGCGCAGCACUGUAGUGCUGCACAGGAGACUCUCCGCCGUCUCCGAGGACAAGCAUGUCACGGCUCAUUCCAAGAGGAAGGUAUCCGCUGCAUCCGAAAAUAAGGUGCAUUCGGCUCGUGGUUCUCUAGUGUCUGGCUGUGGCGUCAUUCGCACCCCAGUUCCCACCAUCAUACUAUCCAGCGAUUAAUGUGUCAAGCUAUUCGACUAAGAGCAAUGGUUUUUUCAAUAAGUUACGUUAUACGCUCAGAUUGGAGUGAGUAAAACGAUAAAACUAAAUAAGAUGUCCCAAACAUUGUUAGCCCCAUGGUUCACUGGGAGAGAAGGUUUUUAGGUGUUUAGGUGUUUAUUCCGCCAUGUGUACCUAUAUUACGUACAUGAAAGUUAAAUAAAUAACUAACAUGGUUA
Molecule: messenger RNA, 2545 nt
Organism: Galleria mellonella (greater wax moth)
Lineage: Eukaryota; Metazoa; Arthropoda; Insecta; Lepidoptera; Pyralidae
Gene: CngB
Product: cyclic nucleotide-gated cation channel beta-3-like
Biological process (GO): monoatomic cation transmembrane transport
Cellular component (GO): intracellular cyclic nucleotide activated cation channel complex; plasma membrane
Molecular function (GO): protein-containing complex binding; intracellularly cAMP-activated cation channel activity; intracellularly cGMP-activated cation channel activity
Source: RefSeq, a predicted model, not a curated record